Messenger RNA from Moesziomyces antarcticus, 501 nucleotides. RefSeq lists its product as uncharacterized. The record is from RefSeq and is a predicted model, not a curated record. NCBI's taxonomy places the organism in Eukaryota, Fungi, Basidiomycota, Ustilaginomycetes, Ustilaginales, Ustilaginaceae. Bases 1 to 501 code for a protein of 166 amino acids. The transcript has 2 exons.
AUGUUCCUCAAGCAGCUUCUCCUUGGCCUCGGCCUGUGUGCGGGUCUGGCCGCUGCCGACAAUGCUCAAACCCCCCUGACUGUCAACAACUUCCAGUACGAGCAACGCUGUGGAGCCAACAGUGACCCUGUCACUCCCUGCUUCACCUUCCUCGGCGGUGAUCUCAAGGAUGUCCAUGCCGAGAUUUACGCUGGUGGUGCCGCCGGCCCUACCACCGACUUGCUGCUCAAGGACGAUCAGAUGCGAGAUUUCACUACCGUGAACCCCAACAAGAGCUUCACGAUCUACUGGAGGGCUUUCGACGUUUCUCUCCUCUACAGCCCCAUCGAUACAUCCAAGGCGUGCUACAGGAUCCAGAUUAACUCCCCCGGCAACGGCAGGAUCUGGGUCAACGACGGUUUGAACGGUGAAGGUAUCGAUCUUGACUCCAGGGACGGCCGCGUUGGUUUCCACGACUUCUGUUCCAAGUGGCUCCGCAUCCACGUCGGCAAUGACAAGUAA